CGUUUGAAUUUUUGUGUUUUACGUAAAACCAAAAGAGAAAAACACAACUUACAGAACAGGUUUUCACUAACAAUUAUAAACUGUUUAUUAUUCUAAGUUUGUAGUGUGUCGUUACAAUCAUUCCAGUGUUUUAUAAAUACGUUAAAAGUACAUAUAUUGAGGUCGUUGUUAUCUUUUUAUCAAUAGACAAACUUAGUUGAUUGAACAAUUUUAUUGUUGACAGUUUUCAGUGUUAUUUAGUCUCCGUUUUAGAAAGACGUGUUCUUUAAAUUUUUAUAAUGAAAUUCGCGGAGCACUUGAGUGCUCAUAUUACGCCCGAGUGGCGUAAACAGUAUAUUAAUUAUGAAGAAAUGAAAGCAAUGUUAUACACAGCGGUCGAGGAGGCUCCUUCAGCUGAAAAUGUGGAACCAGAGGUGUUGUCUAGACACUUUGCAAACUUUGAUGAGACAUUCUUCCAUUAUUGUGAUCAGGAAUUAAAGAAAAUUAACACAUUUUACUCGGAAAAAUUAGCCGAAGCAACACGCAAAUUCGCGACACUCCAAAGUGAAUUGAAAACAAAUUUCGACACAAUUAAAACUAAAGGGGGAGGCGAUAAAAAAUCUGCGGUGCCUCGUCGAAAGGUCCAAGAACUGAAACUUGCAUUCAGCGAAUUCUAUUUAAGUUUAAUACUACUACAGAACUAUCAGAAUUUAAACUAUACAGGCUUCAGGAAAAUAUUGAAGAAACACGAUAAGUUAUUAAAUGUAAGCAAUGGAGCGCAAUGGCGCGCGGAACACGUUGAAACCUCCCAAUUCUACACGAACAAAGACAUAGAUAGACUAAUUAGUGAUACGGAGGCGACAGUCACAAAUGAACUGGAAGGAGGCGAUAGACAAAAGGCGAUGAAGAAACUAAGAGUGCCACCUCUCGGGGAGCAGCAGAGUCCGUGGACCACAUUCAAAGUUGGAUUGUUUUCAGGGUCAUUUAUAGUAUUAAUCAUCUCAGUUGUUUUGUCAGCUCUAUUUCACGAAGGUGGAUCGAGCGAUAUCAAAACAGCCAUUCGAUUAUACAGAGGUCCGUUCCUCUUGGUCGAGUUCAUAUUUUUGAUAGGCAUUAACGUAUACGGAUGGCGGUCGUCAGGAGUGAACCACGUGCUAAUAUUCGAACUAGACCCAAGGAAUCACUUGUCCGAGCAGCAUUUAAUGGAAUUAGCGGCAAUUUUCGGUGUCGUAUGGGCGCUUAGUAUAUUAAGUUUUAUAUACAGCGCGAGCCUUAGCAUACCGCCUUUUGUGAAUCCCCUAGCGCUGGUUGUGAUAAUGCUUGCCUUCUUGAUGAACCCCUUCAAGGUUUUCCGGCACGAGGCCAGAUUCUGGUUUUUGAGGAUAUGUGGUCGGAUCCUCGCAGCGCCAUUCCUGCCCGUGCUAUUCGCCGAUUUCUGGCUGGCCGACCAAUGGAAUUCAUUCACGGCCGCCUUCGUAGACUUUCACUAUCUGAUCUCCUUCUACGUGGCGGGCGGUGAUUGGUUCAAAGUUAAUAACGAGUUCGAAGCGGCCCAAUGGUUCGUGCUGAGCCGCGCGGUCGUGAGCGUGGUCCCGGCCUGGACGCGGUUCUGGCAGUGUCUGCGCCGGUACCGGGACAGCCGGGAGGCCUUCCCGCAUCUCGUCAACGCCGGGAAGUACUCGACCACGUUCUUCGUGGUUCUAUUCGCUACGUUGAAGACUUUGAACAAUCAUAAAUAUCCAGAUUCGUCUUUCGACAAUCCGUUUCUGUACGCGUGGUUCGCGUGUCAGCUCGUGUCGUCCGUGUACACGUACACGUGGGACGUGAAAAUGGACUGGGGUCUGUUCAGCUGUGGGCCCAGCGCUGAGAAUAAGUUCCUCAGGGAGGAGAUCGUCUACAGUCCGGGGUCUUACUACUUUGCGAUAGUAGAGGAUUUCGUGUUACGUUUCAUAUGGACUGUUUCGUUCGUUCUCACGGAGAAUAAAUAUGUCGGCUCCGAAACUAUGACCUCUAUAUUGGCUCCCCUGGAAGUGUUCAGACGUUUCAUCUGGAAUUUCUUCCGUCUCGAGAACGAGCACCUGAACAACUGCGGCAAGUUCCGCGCCGUCCGGGACAUCUCCGUGGCGCCCCUGGACUCCUCCGACCAGGCCGACAUCAUCCGGAUGAUGGACCAUCCCGAUGGAGUUAUAAACAGAUUAACGAAGAAGAAAAAUGCAAAAAAGACAAAGGAAAUCGACCGUCGGCCGCUGCUGAAGAAGGAAUCGAUACAAGAUCUUCAAUUAGAACUCGACUUGUCCUCCAAAAUGAUGUAACCAACUGUGAUAUGCUUAUUACUUAUAUUUGUAGGAAUUUACAUAGUAUUAUUCG
Messenger RNA from Bombyx mandarina (wild silkworm), 2346 nucleotides. Its product is annotated as xenotropic and polytropic retrovirus receptor 1. The record is from RefSeq and is a predicted model, not a curated record. NCBI's taxonomy places the organism in Eukaryota, Metazoa, Arthropoda, Insecta, Lepidoptera, Bombycidae.